UGUAGGAGAGAGAGCAGCUCAAAUAAAAGGAGCAAUAGUAACAUAGUGUUGUUGUUGUUUAUAAUUUAGGUUGGGAUAGGUUCCUCAUAAGAGUAAUAUAAGUUCUAUAAUUCUCAAUUUAUGAAUCAGAACGGCGACUAGGUAGUACAGUGCCCCCUCAGCCAUACGCCACUCUUAUAAUAUCCGAUUAUCGGAUGUUUGAGGCUAUAUAACUACUCGAGAGAAUACUUUAUUCUAUCCCCGCAGAAGGAAACAUACUUCUCAUCAGCCAGCCUCUAAUUUCGAUCAGCAUUCCAGAUGGGGUCAGCUCUUCAGUCCACUGAUAUCGAGAACAAGCUGGAGGACUUGUCCGGAGUGAUUCUGAAACCAGGAGAGAAUCCUUACAAUGCCUUGAUAGAGACCUGCGAUGGUGAACCAGCGAAAAUCCAGAAGCUAUAUGCUGUCCACCGCGUCAAGCGUAACGCGCAACAGAGGGCUAAAUUUCUCGCCUCUGACUACACGGGACUAAUCAUAGAUCAGUACCUGCUGCGAUUGGAAAAUCCCCAGAUAGAGCCUAGCUUUGACCCAAGAUAUUGUAUGACCUUCUGGGGUCGACCUCCCAUCCACGUACUAGAACUCGCAGAAGCAAUUCAGAAUAGGCUCAAAGCUGUUGCGCCAGGAAUCUGGCUCAUGCCCCUCCACCGCAUGCACAUCACCACGCUAGAAGUAGCUUUCUCCCGCACAGCCGCCGAGAUCGAAGCGCUCAAGGAGACGCUAAAACCCGCCAUCCCGCACAUAGCGAGCUACACGCACCGCCACCGGUCGCGGCUCGUCAAGCCCAUGAUAUCGUACGACCUGUCCGCAUUCGCGCUAUCGUUCCUCCCAGCUGCCAGCGAGCCACCACUCUCGCCCGCCCCGGUGGCUCCCGACAGCGUCGAGGUGCUGCGGCAAGGCGACUCGUACACGUACCACCACCUACGGCGGGAUAUGUGGGAUCAGGCCAAGGAUGCCGGCGUAACGGUCAGCUCGCGGUAUAUUGUGCCGAGCGCGCAUAUAACUCUUGGUCGGUAUCUUACGGAUGCGGACCACGCGACGCCCGAGCAGAGGCUGAAGUGGGUUGAUGCGAUUGACGAGAUCAAUGCGUGGUUGGAAGCAGAGGUGUGGGAUAAUGCCGAUUCAAGGUUGAUCGGGGAAUGGGUCGUUGGUCAGGAGAAGGGCUUGGACGUGCGGGUCGGUACGCUAUGGUAUGGUGGCGGUCGGACAGUUCAGGUGGGUGAGGGUUUCUAGGUACUUAAUUAGACAUUAGACCAAGUUACCUGAAUCAAUAUGGCAGGUCAGUCUCCAGUUGUCCAGCCGUGGGCUUCCCUAAAUAUCAAAUUCAUCCAUAAAAGAUUCGGGACCAGAAAUUAUACUGCUUAAGUCCGGGGGAGGGACGGUAAAAAAUGACAUUCAUAUUUCUAUGUUGCAGAGAAUAAUUAGAGUCAAGGUUGGACGAGAACACUCGGGUCACAGAAUGUGAUGGAUUAACGAUUCUAUGCUCAGAUACCGGGUAUUCCCACGCGUUAUGGCAUCAAAUAUCGUAAUCGUAGAGAAGGCAUCAAGCCAGCAUCCCUACUGUCAAGAGCAACAAGCCCAUUGACCUCUCGCUGCCUCUCCACUCCUAGCAUUUUGUCACAUACGGCAUAACGAAGUUCAGAAGAGCAGAUUCGGUUCUAUUCUGACCUAUGUGCUGCUCCCAUUCCGAGUAUCAAAGACUCCCGUCGCCAGUGAAUGCCCGGCCGUAAUGAACCACCCUAUUGCCAUGAAUGAAGAACGUGCACAAUGACUCGAGUAGGAAACGCGUUUAGAACACCAGAGCGGCGCCCUUUGUCUUCUUGUCACCACUAGAAGCUUA
This is a messenger RNA of Daldinia vernicosa, 1873 nucleotides long. Its product is annotated as RNA ligase/cyclic nucleotide phosphodiesterase. The coding region runs from base 298 to 1266 and encodes 322 amino acids. The record is from RefSeq and is a predicted model, not a curated record. The transcript has 4 exons. Lineage: Eukaryota; Fungi; Ascomycota; Sordariomycetes; Xylariales; Hypoxylaceae.